Messenger RNA from Botrytis byssoidea, 708 nucleotides. RefSeq lists its product as uncharacterized. The record is from RefSeq and is a predicted model, not a curated record. The transcript has 5 exons. NCBI's taxonomy places the organism in Eukaryota, Fungi, Ascomycota, Leotiomycetes, Helotiales, Sclerotiniaceae. The coding region runs from base 1 to 708 and encodes 235 amino acids.
AUGAAAACAUUCAAGCUCUCAAUACUUGGUGUUUUCGCUAUUGCAAGCUUUGUAGCUGCUCAGCUGGAGACGCCUCAGGAUUUCUGCAAGAGAACCGCGGGACCAAAUUACGUCCCUAAAAAUGAUACAAAUGGUGUUUUCCAGGGCGAAUGCGAAACUGCAGCUAUAAGCAUUUGCCUUGGGACUGAAUAUGCACAAUCUCAGACUGGCGCUACAACCUGCUGUCUACCACCAAACACGGUCCAAUCCGCUAGUGGAAAGCAAGGCUGUUGUCCACCGGGCCAGAAUUUCAAAUGGGAUGGCACGUCCCCCUCCUGCGUCACACCACCACCUCCUCCUCCCGCCAUCUCUUGCCCAGCUUCCAAUAUGCAAGUCGUGAAUCGCAAUGGGCAAAACUUCAGAAUUUACUGCCAGCGUUCAGUGAUGGUAUACACACAUCCUUGGUUAACCACCACUUCGCAUGGAAUAUACAGAGCCAUACAGGGCCCUGAGCUUAUGACGAAUGAUUUCGAAACUUGUCUGCGAUUUUGCGCUGCGAAUGGGAGAUCUAAUGGCGCCAACUUCUGGCCUGCACAAGGAUUAUGCUCUGUGGUUGACACGCCGCCUGGGAAUUUCUUCAAAGUGGGAAGUCGUUAUGAUGUACCACCUCCUCCAUACAAUGGACCACAGAUUAUCUCCAUGGUAGCGAUCCCAAAGCGUGCUUAUUAG